Carcharodon carcharias (great white shark) is the source of this 108-nucleotide messenger RNA. Its product is annotated as TBC1 domain family member 10B-like. NCBI's taxonomy places the organism in Eukaryota, Metazoa, Chordata, Chondrichthyes, Lamniformes, Lamnidae. The record is from RefSeq and is a predicted model, not a curated record. The transcript is spliced from 2 exons. The annotation marks the transcript as partial.
AGCGAGAGAGAAAAAGAGAGCGAGAGAGAGAAAGAAGAGCGAGAGAGAGAGAGCGAGAGAAAAAAGCGAGAGAAAGAGAGCGAGAGAAAAGAGAGAGAAAGAGAGCGA